ACGCAGAAUGUUCCUCUUUUUUUACCGGACUACUUGAAUAUUGCACUAUUUCCCUCCAAAGCCCUGGUGCAUUUCUCCGCUCCACUCUCCGUUCACCAUCCUCCCCCUCCCCUUGAGGAGGCAGCUGCCAUGGUAACUGCUGACUCAUCCCUGUACAGUCGUCUACCAGCAGCUCCAUGUGCAGCGGGGCCUUCCAUCCUCCAGGCCUGAGUGGCAGCCCUUCGCAUGGGAAACGUACCGGCCUCCGUCAAGCACUGCCUGAGCUACGAGCAACUGGUCCAGGAGAAUCCAUGGCUGAGACGCUGGCUGCUGGAGGAGAAGACGAUAUCGGGGUAUCCAAAGUUUGUCAAAAUCGUGGAAGUGGGUCCGAGAGACGGGCUUCAAAAUGAGAAGGAAAUCGUCCCGACCGAGGUGAAAAUCCAGCUGAUAGACAUGCUCUCCAGAACCGGCCUGUCGGUUAUUGAGGCCACCAGCUUCGUGUCUUCAAAGUGGGUACCCCAGAUGGCCGACCACUCUGAGGUGCUCAGAGGAAUCCAGAGAGCACUCAAUGUUCAGUACCCGGUGCUGACACCAAACAUGAAGGGCUUCCAGGACGCCGUGGAGGCCGGUGCAACUGAAGUCGCCGUGUUUGCGUCAGCAUCUGAGACCUUCAGUAAAAAGAACAUUAACUGUUCUAUUGAUGAAAGCAUGCAGAGGUUUCAGGAAGUCAUCAACAGCGCUAAAGAGCGCCAGAUUCCGGUGCGCGGAUAUGUUUCUUGUGUCCUGGGAUGCCCUCACGAAGGACACAUCGAUCCCUCUAAAGUUGCUGAGGUGGCUAAGCGGUUAUAUCAAAUGGGAUGCUACGAGAUCUCACUUGGUGACACGAUCGGCGUCGGGAGUCCAGGUUCCAUGAGUCAGAUGCUGCGGAGUGUGAUGAAAGAGGUGCCCACUGAAGCGCUAGCCGUUCACUGCCAUGACACGUACGGUCAAGCGCUUCCUAACAUCCUCGUUGCACUUCAGAUGGGGGUCCGUGUGGUGGAUUCUGCAGUUGCUGGGUUGGGAGGUUGCCCGUACGCUCAGGGUUCGUCUGGCAAUGUUUCAACAGAGGAUGUGCUCUACAUGCUCCACGGCAUGGGCAUUGAAACGGGGGUGGAUCUGUCUCGAGUCAUUGAGGCUGGCGACUUCAUCUGCAACGCUUUAAGACGCCAGACAAGCUCCAAAGUCGCUCGAGCGAGAAACAGGACACUGGAGUGCUCAACUUUGUGAGAGAUAAUGAGAUCCUGUGCUCUGUUGACAAGUGCUUCCUCUGUCUAUUAUGCUGCUCUGCAUUCAUCACCAUCAACGUUCCCCUAUUCCACGGGAAUUUUCCUUUUCCGCUUCUUUUAUUGGCCCUUUCAAACUGUGGAAUAUCUGCAGGAUUAAUGAACCACCUUAUUGUGAUUUCAUUUUUUUUCGACAAUGUCAGACAGAACGUUGGCCGCUCGAAUCCACUAGAGGCUGUUGAUUGUGACCAAGACCCUGGGGAGAAUUCAUGAAUACAUCAGCAACUUGCCAAACACUGCUUUAAUUCCUUAUACCUUCUUAUCACUGAGGAAAGUCAGUGGAUCUCAGUGGCUUGCUGGAACCUUAAGAGAGUUAUGAAGUAAGAGCUAGUUAGUAAUGGUGACUUUUUUUUUACCCUCUUCUUUUUCAACGCUUCUCAUCAAUGCGACCAUUGGCGUCCCUUGUCGCUGCAUCUAUCCUCCACCCUGACCACUUCUAUGGACCUACAUUUCCAACGUUGCCUCCCCAUGCUUCAAAAAAACUUUGUCUAAUAAACUCCCGUAAAUUCCGGACUAGACUUAGACAUAGACUUUCUUUAUUGUCAUUGCACAAAAACAUAUCCCUAUAUCAUGGCAACGAAAUUUCGGUCUGAGGCCUCCGGUUUCCAAAAACAAGAGCGCACCAGAAUAUUUGCCACACCCAUGCUAUUUCACAAAGGAAAAUAAAUCUUGUUCCUUACAUAAAGAACACAAGAAAAAAAAGGAGUGGCUUAUAGUCCAAAGAUUAUGCUAAUUUCUGAAGUUCUUAACCACUCCCAAAGCCUCCUCCAUCUGUCCCACCCUGCCUGCACUCUCUUCUUCACCUUCCUUGAUCUCUCCCUAUUACUCUAGUGCCUGAUUCCAUUUUUUUUUUUCACAAUCCUUUAAAGAAACAUCCUGGAAACAUGCUUUUUUAAAUUAACCUAACAUUGAAAUGUAAAAGCUUUUUUUUUGACUUGGUGCAAGGUGUUAAAAUAAAAUAAAAUAAAAAGAUGAAUCUUGUUUUUCAACAUGUAAAUUCCAGACUCAUAGAUAUUCAAUGCAACGACAAAAGAGAAAACGCCAUGAUUUAAUAAAACGGAAUAUUUUUUAUAUGCCAUUGUUUAUUUAUUUGCCGCCAGUGCACCUCAGCUCUCCUCUGUUUUACUCUUGUGCAGUGCUCGAGAAGACGCAGAGCAGAGGUGAAGUCCAAUCUCAACAGAGAUGUUUGUUGUACCUUAUUACCUCAGUGCGUUGCUGGAAAGAACAUAUUUUCUUCCGCCUGCCUGAAAGUGUCUACUGCCGCUUCCUUAAUACACACAAAUAGUAAAUUCAGAAUGAAAUAUUGAUAUUAUUAACUGGUGUACAACCUUGUCAAUCACUGUAAGACAACAUGAGCUGUAUGACUGUAUAACUGUAGAGAGAGUAAAGAUGUAGAAUGACAAUGUCUUGGUGUUUUUCUCCUUUUCUUCGACACCAGCAAAGAUCUGUCUUCUUAACUUUUAAGUAGUACCCUGAAACCAAGCAUGGUUUGAAACGUCAUAUACAGUACAUGAGUUGCGUUGCACAACAUUGACAUCUGGUGGUUCUAAACUUCUCCAAUGAACGUCCC
Synchiropus splendidus (mandarinfish) is the source of this 2871-nucleotide messenger RNA. RefSeq names its product 3-hydroxymethyl-3-methylglutaryl-CoA lyase-like 1 (gene hmgcll1). Gene Ontology annotation, biological process: L-leucine catabolic process; ketone body biosynthetic process. Gene Ontology annotation, molecular function: hydroxymethylglutaryl-CoA lyase activity. NCBI's taxonomy places the organism in Eukaryota, Metazoa, Chordata, Actinopteri, Syngnathiformes, Callionymidae. The transcript is spliced from 9 exons. The record is from RefSeq and is a predicted model, not a curated record. Bases 226 to 1245 code for a protein of 339 amino acids.